Messenger RNA from Zasmidium cellare ATCC 36951, 540 nucleotides. RefSeq lists its product as uncharacterized. NCBI's taxonomy places the organism in Eukaryota, Fungi, Ascomycota, Dothideomycetes, Mycosphaerellales, Mycosphaerellaceae. Bases 1 to 540 code for a protein of 179 amino acids. The transcript has 2 exons. The record is from RefSeq and is a predicted model, not a curated record.
AUGGCACCGCCCGUCAGCCGAGAAACAGUCAAGACCCAACUUCAGUGUGACGAGCGGACCCUUCGGCAACUUGUGAAGAACGUUACAGCUAAAAUGGACAACCUGAAGCUGUUAAAAAAGCCAGCAAAAGAUAAGCUGGAGAAAAAGGAGUGGCGACUGGCUAGCAAAACCGCGCUGGCACAGGUCUUCCGCAGUACCGACUACGACGAUCUUAGGACCCGUCGAACUGCUCGCGUGGAUAAAUACCUUGUCUGGUGCGCAUCAAGAGGUCGAACAAAAGGCGACAGCGCAUACGCCUCCGUCGAGUCCGAGUCCGACGAGUCUUCCUCCGGGGAGGACUGGCGUGUCGAGCGGAACAAGGACGACCCCGAGCGCACCGCAAGGCGCAAGGCUUCUGCAGGAUUAAAGAAGGCCAAAGAGGGCAAGGGCGAGAAGAAGCACGCGGUUGACAGGAAAUUCUUCUCAAGCGACGAGAACGGAGUUACAGAGGAGAUGUACGAUAUCGCCACAGAUCUGUACGACGAAGACAGCGAGGCCUAA